AUUGGAGGCCAGUGUAAUUGUAAGAGACAUGUGUCUGGCAGACAAUGCAAUCAGUGCCAGGAAGGAUUCUACAAUCUACAACAGGCAAACCCUGAUGGCUGCAGUCCCUGUAACUGUAAUACCUCUGGGACAGUCAAUGGAGAUAUUACCUGUCACCAAAAUUCAGGCCAGUGCAAGUGCAAAGCAAAUGUUAUUGGUCUUAGGUGUGAUACUUGCAAUUUUCGAUUUAAAGCUCUCAGAUAUUCUAAUGAAGAUGGAUGUGAGCCUUGUUGGUGCAACAGCCAUGGCUCAGUGAACCAAUUCUGCAACCCUCUCUCCGGGCAGUGCAAUUGUAAAGAACGAGUGAAAGGGCUUCACUGUGACACCUGCAUGGACAACUUUUAUGGGCUGGAUGUAACUGGUUGUAAGGCUUGUGAAUGUAACGUCGCAGGGUCAUUUUCUGGAACCGUGUGCGAUGCGAAGACAGGGCAGUGUGCGUGUAAACCAAAUAUCGGAGGGAGACAAUGCAACGAAUGCCUAGAUGGCUACCACAAAAUACAGGAAAAUCAUUCCUUUAUUUGCCUGCCAUGUGACUGUGAUAAGGCAGGCACAGUAAAUGGCUCUCUGCUUUGUGACAAAUCAACAGGGCAGUGUCCUUGCAAAGCUGGUGUAACUGGCCGUCAGUGCAGCCAGUGCGUGCUUCAUACGUACAACCUCAGCGUGAGUGACCGCCUCGGCUGCCAGCGUUGCGACUGCGACUCUCUGGGCACAUUGGCAGGAACAGUUUGUGACCACGUUUCUGGACAGUGUGUCUGCUUGCCUCAGCGCCAGGGGAGAAGGUGUGAUGAGUGUAAAGCAGGUUUUUAUUUUUCUCCAUCCAGUGUCACUGGCUGUCUGCCCUGCCUGUGCCACAGAACUGGUUCAGUGAAUCAGAUCUGUGAUAAGCUAACUGGUCAAUGCAUUUGCAAAGAUGCCUCUGUAACAGGACAGACGUGUGAGCGUUGCAAAGAUCUUUAUUUUGGAUUUGACUCUGUCACAGGGAGAUGUCAGCAUUGUAAUUGUCAUCCUGCAGGAGCCAUUAGUGGGACUUGUCAUCUUGUUACUGGACAGUGUGUUUGUAAACAAUUUGUAACUGGCUUGAAAUGUGACAACUGUGUUCCCGAUGCUAGUAAUUUGGAUGUCCACAACCUAUUUGGCUGCAGUAAAACUCCAUUCCAGCAACCUCCUCCUACAGGAGAAGUUCUCAAUUCCAGUGUUAUCAGUCUUUCGUGGAGUUCCCCUGACUCUCCAAAUUCUAACAGGCUUAGGUACCAGCUGUAUAGGGAUGAGGCUGAAAUUUAUACCACUGAAGACUACUACCCUUAUAGUGUUCAGACCUUCACUGAUACCAUGUUAUCUCCAUAUACCUUCUAUUCCUAUUACAUCCAAGCCAGCAACGUCCAUGGUUUUACAAGAAGUGCCUCAGUGACAUAUAGAACAAAAUCUGGGAUGCCUACAGGAAUCUUGGAUUUAAGUCCUGCCUUGCCUGUUAGCCACCACUCUGUUUUACUUUACUGGACAAGCCCCUCCAAUGACUCUGGCCCCAUAGAGAAAUACAUUUUGACAUGUACUACCUUGGUUGAUCUUCAGCCUUGUGGUCAGUAUGAAGGCUUAAAAACUUCAGCAAUUAUUUGGAAUCUCGUUCCAUUUACAAAGUAUGUUUUUUCUGUGCAAGCUUGUACCAGUGGAGGUUGCUUAAAGAGCCAACCGGUAACCGUAAUUACUGCACAAGCUCCUCCAGAAGGGCUACACCCACCAAUAAUACAAACCAUCAGCUCUACAGAACUGGCUGUGGAAUGGUCAUCACCUGAGAAACCAAAUGGCAUAAUUAUAAGAUAUGAACUCUACAUGAGAAAAAAAUUAAAGCCAGCUGGGAACUUUCUUCCUCCUGAAAUUCGUAUUUUCCAAAGCAGUGGAUGGCUCAGUCCUCAACCAGUUAUGGAGUCUCCUAAUGAAAAUGCACUGGCUCCACCACAGACUAGUACUAUAGUCACUGAUCUGGAGCCAUUCACAGAGUAUGAAUUCUAUGUGCUAGCAGUAAACAUGGCAGGUAGCAUAUCUUCAGACUGGAUAUCAGGACAAACAGGAGAGGCUGCCCCAGUGUUUAUGCCAUCUCCAUCAGUAUUCCCUCUUUCACCAUAUUCCCUAAACGUUUCAUGGGAAAAACCUGAAGAAGAUUUAGCAAGAGGAGAAGUGAUGGGAUAUAGCAUCAGUUUGAUGACUGAACAAAUGUUCUUGCCACCAUUUUCCCAGGUUUUGCAUAUAGCUGAGGCUCAUGAGCUAUCCUAUGUAGUGACGGGAUUAAAACCUUACAGGACGUACAACUUUACUGUUACUCUCUGCAAUCAAAUUGGUUGCGUAACCAGUGAGCCAGGCACGGGGCAAACGUUAGCAGCUGCUCCAAGAAAACUUAGUGCCCCUCGUCUUGAAGGAAUAAACAGCACAACGAUAAAGAUAAAUUGGAAUGAACCUGAAGAACUUAAUGGGCCUUCUCCCAUCUAUCAGGUGGAAAGGAUGGAUUCAUCUUUAGCUACAUUGAGUACAGAAGUAAUGAAAGGCAUCCGUUUCCCAGGAAAUGGAUAUUACAGAUUUGCUAGUUCCACUCUCCCCACCAAUACUUACUUUACAGGUAAAUGUUUUUAA
Apaloderma vittatum (bar-tailed trogon) is the source of this 2661-nucleotide messenger RNA. Its product is annotated as usherin-like. Gene Ontology annotation, molecular function: protein binding. The transcript has 10 exons. The annotation marks the transcript as partial. The record is from RefSeq and is a predicted model, not a curated record. Lineage: Eukaryota; Metazoa; Chordata; Aves; Trogoniformes; Trogonidae.